Molecule: messenger RNA, 6729 nt
Organism: Aedes aegypti (yellow fever mosquito)
Lineage: Eukaryota; Metazoa; Arthropoda; Insecta; Diptera; Culicidae
Exons: 19
Coding region: 487-5619 (1710 amino acids)
Biological process (GO): nuclear-transcribed mRNA catabolic process, nonsense-mediated decay
Cellular component (GO): telomerase holoenzyme complex
Molecular function (GO): telomerase RNA binding; telomeric repeat DNA binding; protein binding
Source: RefSeq, a predicted model, not a curated record
UCGAACCCACCGAAGGAAAGUAGGCAGGAUUCGCGAUUCUCCCCACAAGAAGAGAAGACGACUUUUUUACUUUUCGGUGCGUGUGUGGUUUCGUUUCUAGAAGAAAAAGAAAAACAGCCUCCUGGUCCAAGUUUUGGUGUUAUCGGUUUCGUGUUCUCGCGUCGCGGAAAGAAAAGUGAAAAACGUGCGGAAUUUCGGCGGGUUUUUUGAAAACGGCGCGCGCGGUUCAAAUGUCCGGUUCGGGAAACAUCCGGCGAGGGAAAUAAAAUUCACGGUGUUGGUUGUUGCUGGCGCGGUAGGCGCUGAAAAAAGUCAACCACGAAGACCUCCAAGACGAAGACGAAAGGCAAAAAGAGCUAGCAUCUGUCCGGAUCGGAGGAAGGUCUUCCGGUGGUGGCCACUGGUCACAUUGUCCGCCGCGGUGCAUCAGCAGUGCCCAACCCUGCCCCAAGAAUUGCCACCAGCUGACGGCCUCGGAGGGCGACGAUGAAUAAUGCGCCGGCUUCGUCUGGCCGGGGGCGCGGAGGCAAACGCCAGCAGCAGUCUCUGUACAGCCCCGGCAGUGGCCCGCUGCGGAAAUCGGAAAACUCCGGCAGCAAUCGGUCGCUCAACUCGCUGGGUGACGGACCUGCCCCGACCUCGGGGCGCGAUCGGGACCGUGACCGGGACCGUGAUUGGGGCCCAAGCGACGGAUGGCGAUCGGUCAAUAAAAAGGAACGCAAUAACAAAAAGCAUGACUAUUACGAUCAGCAGCCGUCCCGGCCCCGAAACGAUGCCCCGCCCGGUUUCCGACAGGCUUCCGAACCUCGGGUCCUGUCUACCAAUCCGCCUAACGUCAACUACAACCGGCCUCAGGAUCGUCUACGCAACGAGCGGGACACGCGAAGUGUCGAACCCAGCUUUGGGGGUCGCCUAGGCCCCAAGAAACCCAUGUUGCCUUUAAAUAUUGAGACCCUAGCACCUCGAUUGCAGCGUAAGAUCCUCCAGGAUCACGGUCUCCCGCUGGACUAUUUGGAGACCCUACGUAACGAGCAUCCUCCGCAGAGCUGGUCGCACACGCUUCCCAUGUCACCUCGCUCGCGUCCGCCGGGAAUGCGAGGUGGCGGCCGGAAUCGAUACUCAGGGAACUACCAGCAGCCGGGAGGAUACCAGCAGGACUACCGGGCACGAACUCCGGUGGAUAUGCAGCGUCCCCGGAGCCGAUCGUCGGAUGUGGGAAAUGACCAGGGUGAUGUCCAUCAUCACCAGCAAGUGCAUCCACAGCAGCAGGACUUCGAUAGACCUCCGCGGCCUAACAGCAGGAACUCCAGCUGCGAUCCAAACGAUCGAUGGAACAGUAACUAUGGGCUUCCCCCGAGAGACGGCGGAGGCCGAGGGUAUGUCGAUGAACACAUCCCCGUUGGACCACCGCCCGGAUUCCGCAAGGACAGCAAUCGCAGCCGACAGUAUUCGGAAGGCGGCAAAAUCGAUGAGGACGAUGGCAGAAAAUCUGCCGGAAAAUUGGACUGGGCUGACGACGUCGAGCGGGAAGCAAUGCAAGAGAAGACUACCAUCAACAACAAUAUCGGUCCGAACACGGGCUCCAACAGCAGGAACAGACGUCGACAUCGGAGAAACGGAAAUCGGAAAAAGUUAAAGGGAACAACCAAUUCCCGUUCCAGUAAUGACUUCUACGACGAAGGCGGUUUCAAGGUCCCCUAUCCGCCAGUGACGAAAGGAAGCGGAGGAAGCAGUGGCCGCAGCCGUCGCAAUUCACAGUCGUCCAACUUGAGUCGCGAGAAUAGCAUGGAUCGAGCGGGUUACGCAAGUGGCCAUCGUGGCGGCAGUCGUAGUGGGAAACAUUUUGGCAAUCGCGAAGGCAGUCAAGAUCGGUAUUACGAACGGGGCGACGGAGGAAGGUUCCACAGGAAGAGCGCAGGUGGAGAUCGGUACAGCAAUAGUCGAGAUAACAGUAUGGACCGUGGCGGAAAUUGGCAGAGGGGUGGUGGAGGUCACUCCGAAAAUUGGCGAGGUGUGGGCGAUGGCAUCGAAAAGACAGACGUAAAAAUCGCCGAAAUGACGAAGCAAUUCGAGGAGCAAAUCGGAAUCCAGAAGGCUCCUGGAGUGUUGGUGCUUCCACCGAAAAUCCCCGCUUCAGGCAAUCUGCCACGGGAUGAUCAUCUCAGGGAAGAUAAUUCAGGAAAUGCACGGACGCUGUUCGAUCCCAAGAACCCCAACAAGCCAAUCAUGAUCACUCCGUCUCAAACUCGCAAUUACAAUCCUCCGGAGAACCUAGACGAACUAGGAUCCUCUACCGAACGCAAACGAAUUGCCAGCGGCAACCAACUCAGCAGCGCACGUCCACCCUGGUACGACACUAGUGCACCUCAAGCCAACCUACUCCGCAACAAAGAUCUGGUCCGCCAGCUAGAAGCUGCCGAUAAUCGCCUUCAAGAAUUGCUACUCACCGGAAACCUAUUCCGCGAGUGGGACAUCUACGUCCAAAUCAGAACCGAUCUGCAAAGACUGUUGGAAUCGUUCCUCCUGACCGAAAUGCGUUUCUCCCAGGACAUCAACAUCGAGCACCACUUUUGGAAGCUCCUGUACUACAACAUCAUAGAGCAGUUGCGCAAGCUCCUGGCGGAAGAUCCGGAUCAGAACAACCGGGCCUACUAUCGCGAAAAAGCCACGGAAAUCAUCGAAAACGGAGCGCAGUUCUUCGAGCAGCUCCUUACCCUACUGGAGGGCAAGUUCAAUUUUUGCCUGGAGAACUACAUCGGACCGAAUGCGGCCACAAAUACUAAGGGGAUCAAGUGCGGCCUGGCGUUGGUUUCCGCCCAGAAGAUAUUCCUCUUUUUGGGUGACCUGGCGCGCUAUCGGGAGCAGGUCAACGAAUCGAACAAUUUCCGCAAGGCGAAACAGUGGUACGUGAAGGCCCAGCAGAUCAUGCCCAAGAAUGGUCGCCCAUACAAUCAACUGGCGCUGCUCUCCGUCUAUGCUAAACGCAAAAUUGAUGCCGUGUACUUCUAUAUGCGCAGUCUGAUGUCGUCGAAUCCGUUCGAAUCAGCCCGCGAAAGUCUGAUGGAUUUGUUCAACGAGACUAAGAAGAAGCAUAAGCUUUUGUACGAGAGCAGCCAGCGGAAGCGGGAGGAGAAGAACCGGGCCCGGCUCAAAGAAAAAGAGCACCGCUUCGAUGGGCACCUGCGGCGCGAAACGUGGAUCCAUCCGGAGGGUGGUUUCCGGGUGCACCGGACGGCGCCAUUGGAUCCGAUGGCCGGUCGGACCGGGGACACCAGCGAGGAAGAGGAAGAGGAACUGCGCCAGCUCGAUUCGAUCGAACUGAACAAGCGGUUCAUCGUGAGCUUCCUGCACGUGCUCGGGAAGCUGAUUACGAAAACCGGCAUGGAGUCGUUCACGCCCUGCGCCAUCCAGAUGCUGCGGGAGUUCCGGGCACUGAUCCAGCACUCGCCGAUCGCGGUCACCUCGCACCGGUUGCUGCAGCUGAUGUCGCUGAAUAUGUUUGCGAUCGAGAUCACCAAGCUGAAAGACUCCACGAUUGCCCCCGGAGCGCGUUCCGAAGUGCAGGAAUGUGCUCUCUCGAUCGGACUGCUCAUGUUCGGUAUCAUCCUGGAGCGCUUCAUUCACGUGAUCCAGAGCGCUUCUUCUGGUGCCAGCGAUACCAGCAGCAGCACCACUUCCUCCAACAGCCACAGCAGCAGGAUCGGUUCUGCGGAUCCCUCCUCCGGCCCUGGCAGCAGCAGCAGCGGCAGAAACAACAAUGACACGAAUGAGUCACUGCUGCAGGCGAUCUCCACCAAACAGAGCGCAAUCGCCGAGAACCUCAAGGAGCUUAGCUUGGCGGCUGGCACGAAAUCAACACCUCAGUCCGGACAUCGGACGAAAGAUGGCAGGCUAAACGAUGGGAACGCCCUUUCGACGACUUCGACGACGGUGGGGUCAUCAAACAGCAGCAGCGAAGUCCGACAGAAAUUGGUGCUGCAGGAGGACGCCAAGGUGAUUCUUCCCGCAAUUAAGGUGUGGUGCGACUGGAUGCUUUAUCACACCGGCACGUGGAAUCCGCCGCCCUUCUGCACAGACUACAAAAUAGGUGCUUCCACCGGACACGACCCGUGGUCCGGAUUGUCCAACCUCAUGACACUGUUGGCCCGGUUGGACACCAACAAGGAGGUUCUCUCGCUGGAAUCGAAAGCAGAUUAUGAAGUCGUUCGACUCCAGGAGGACAUCACUCUGGCAGGGUUCACCCCUCUCAUGUACAAAGGCCCUGAGCCCAUCUUCACCCACAAAUCGCACGACAUGGAAGAAGCUCAGAAUGCCCUUCGAGUCCAGAAGCUGAUAUUCUUCGGUACGGGACACCUGUGUACGUGCAAACCGCCGGUGCUACAAAAGGUGAUCAGACAGGCGGGCGUGGAAGAGUUCAUCAGCAUAGUGCAGAACCGAAUAGAGGGGUCGAGCGACUCGGAGAUCCUUCUGGAGAGCUUCAGCGAAGACGAGAGCGAAAGUCAAUCCCAGCAGCAUCAGCAAAUCAGUGGGAAAGAUAACGAAAAAACCAAAGGUUCUCAAGAUCAAGGCCAACGGAAGAAGUCCCUGAGUGGUAAAGAUUCGGAAAACAAUCAAAACGUAGAAAGCAAGAAGAAUAACAACAACAACACCUCCAGUAGUAACAGUAAAAGUGGGAAGAAGCGUAAAAAUAGCAGUCACAACAAUAACAACAACAAUAAUAGCACCAACAGUACUAGCAAUAGUAAUAGUACAAAUACCAGUAACAAUAACAGUAGUAACAACAAUAACGCUGCCGCCGCCCCCGUCGGAGGUGAUGUCGUCGAGCAGGAAGUGGCCGGGAAGAGCAAUCAGGAGAUCCGCAAGCUGCUCCGUCGGAAGGACGAACUGGAGCGGAAGCAGAAGAUGCAGGAAAAGUACGCCAAACGAUUCCAGGACAUUCUAUCGCAGAGCACGAUCGCCUUGAUGAUGGAAGUUCGUCCGCGGUCUCUGGUGCCAGAUACCAACUGCUUCGUAGAUUACCUAUCUGACAUCGAGAGUAUUGCCCGGGCGCAUCCGCUCUAUCAGCUCAUGGUUCCUAUUGUUGUGAUCAACGAGCUGGAAGGUCUGUCCAAAGGAAUCAAACCUGGCAUGACAACCGGGACGACAACUAACGCAACCGCAGCCGGAAUCAUCACGUCCAAGCUAACGUCCAGCGUAUCGGUGUUCCCAACGGCCAAAGCUUCCGCCACCACCUCCUCGUCCACAUCGGUCGACCGACGUUUCGACCCACUGCACGCCGAAAAGGUAGCCGCUGCCUCCAAACAAGCUUUGGACUUUAUCAGAAAGAAGAAUCCCGCCCUGAAGUGCGUAACCACGAAAGGAUCGAUACUGAACACGUCCACGUUCACCGCCGAGGAUGGCGACGACGUGCAAAUGUCCAACGAUGAUCGAAUUCUGAAAACUGCCUUAAACCUGUGCCGCGAUCACGUGGAGGAGAAGCGAGGAGAGGUCCGUUACAUCUUCCGCGACGUGGUGCUCCUGACGACGGAUCGGAACCUACGGGUGAAAGCCCUGUCCAGCGACUUACCGGUACGAGAGCUACCGGACUUUAUCAAAUGGGCCGGGCUUGGAUCGGCGUAGAACAGCACCAGUUCCUCCGACCAGAUUGAUUUUCCUCCGCGGUCUCCACUUACCACGGUCCACGGUCGAUCGAUAGCAAAAUCACAGACAUCAUGAUGACAAACGACUACAAAGAAAGUACUAUGCUCUAAUAUUACAAACAAAUUUUCAACUAAUCUAGUGAAAUGUAAAAGUUAUCUCGUUCGUUCAGUCGCUCUAGGUUCUCUAUUUUAUUACAAUUGAUCAUUGUUUUAUACAUAUACAUUUAUAUAGAGUGUGCAGAAGACGGAACUCCGAUAGUGGAUAAUUAAUUUUUAUACAAACCCGACUGUUCGGAGCCAUCUUUCGUAGUAGACUUUUUUCUGUUUUUAUUUUUACAAUGCUAUUACUUACCUAAUUAUCCUUUAGCCUUUAACUGUGUUUCAGUUUUGAUUUACUCUCAGCUAGAAAGUAUAACUUAUUAAAUUGUAAUAUGUUUAAAGUUCGUUCGUUCGUUGAUUCUUAAGUAAUGGAAAAGUGUGUAUGCGAGAGGGAACGAGAGGCGUAGAUAUUUGUUUUUGCACGGGAAUGAAGACAGGAGAAGGGCAAACCUUACGACCGCGAUUAUUGACUGUUGUAGUUGUACAUAUUUUAAAGUAACUGUAGCAUCAGACAUGGUUUUUCAGUUUGUACUGAACUCUUCCUUCCCCUGGUUGAGCUACUCUCCUAGAAUGCAAGGGCAGUUGGGCGAUUUGCAAACAAGACGAUGUUAGUUGACUAUAUUAUUACAAAUUGUGAAUGAGAAAAAGCAGUAGCGAAGUGACAAAAUGAGAUAAUUAGAGAACAGUAGGCGAUGCGUGGAGGCACGCAUCUCUCAGUAUGUAGGGAAAAAUGUCAAAAAAUGAUUGAUGACACAUUAGUUUCGAUUUUUUUGUUUUGUUUUUAAAUGAAUAUCAUAUAGUAACAAAAGCUAAAAUCAACAACAAAAAAGAUGAAAAAAAUACAGAAACAAUUUACACUCAAAAAUACAAACCCGUAGAUUAAAUGAGACGAUUUUCUGCUCGAUAGGGACAUGCGUCAGAAGACAUGAAGGAGGAUGAUAACCAUGAUGAACACUAUCAGAAUAAAAACGAAGGAUAUUUUUCAAAGACA